Messenger RNA from Helicoverpa armigera (cotton bollworm), 2331 nucleotides. RefSeq names its product circadian clock-controlled protein daywake. Bases 109 to 816 code for a protein of 235 amino acids. The record is from RefSeq and is a predicted model, not a curated record. NCBI's taxonomy places the organism in Eukaryota, Metazoa, Arthropoda, Insecta, Lepidoptera, Noctuidae. The transcript has 6 exons.
UAGCCAAACAAACGUACAGUGAGAAACUGACCCCCUUCACGAUAGCACAUAUCGAUAUUAUUGAUUUUUGUAUUUAAUUUUUAAUUAUUUUUUAACUAAUUUAGAAAGAUGAAAGUGUAUUUGUGUUUUGUCUUGCUGUACGUGACGUACGUGAAUGCUGGGUCCUUGCCCUCAUUCAUCAAGCCAUGCUCCCGUUCAGACCCUCAACUGAACCAGUGCGUUGAGAAGGUGAUUUCUGCAGCUGGAGCGAAGUUCACCGAGGGUAUCCCAGAGCUGGGCAUAGCACCCUUAGACCCCGUAGAACUGGGCACGGUGUUUGUGGACAAUCCUGCGUUGAAACUGACCUUCACUGACACUGUUGUGACUGGGUUAAAGGGAUUCAGGGUUAAUACUUAUAAAAUUAACCCCGACAAGGGUAAGGCUACCUUGGACUUCACCGCCAACGUGACGCUGAAGGCGCACUAUGUCAUGGACGGGCAGGUGCUCAUCCUGCCCAUCAAGGGAGAUGGAGAAUCCAGGAUCAAGAUCACAAACCUGAACAUCGUGGUGAAAUACGACUUCGUAGAGAGAGAUGGGCACUGGAACGUGCCCAGCUACAAGGACCACUACAAGAUGGACAGAGCACAGUUCAAGUUCACCAACCUGUUCGGCGGCAACAAGGAACUCGCACAAACGACACAAAGGUUCACAAACGAGAACUGGGAGAUCAUUAUGAGCGAGAUCGCUCCUCCGGCCAUCAAGCAAAUCAUCAAGAAGUGCGUGGAUCAAGUCAAUAAAUUCUUCGGAGCGAUACCGGCGGCCGAAUUACUGCCCUGAACGGAGACACAAUCCACCAAGUAAUAAACAUAAACUGGGAGCCUGUGAUGCGUGACAUAGGCCCGGUCGCCUUCCAACAAAUCAUCAAAAGAUGCGUCGACGAAGCCAAGAAACUGUUCGCGGCUGUGCCUCUCAACCAACUUCUAUUGCCGUGAACAUAACUACUCAUUUCACAGCGGUUAUGCCUCGAAACGCUUUUCACUUGAAACUUUGCUCAUGGCCAAAUUCCCAGAUUCAGUGGCGGCCCUAGGGGUGUGCGAACUGUGCCUUCGCACAGGGCCUCGCGCUUGGGGGGGCCUCGCGCUACAACCCACACUAAUAUAAAAAAAAAUAUAAUUAAAAAAUACAUAUAUAUCUGGUCCAAGAAAAAAAACAUUUUUCUUUAUUUAUUUCUUAUUCAUUCUGCGUUUACUUUUUGAGUUCUCAAUUUAACAAAAAAAUUGGAACACCAACGUAACAAAAACAACUCGAUGGCUCUCGAUCCAGUCACGGAUUCUUUUUAUUUGUGCUUAAUUCCGAGUUUAAUUUGAGAGUCCUUAAACAAUCAAUUUUAAAAAAUUCGCGCUAGCUACGCUCGCGGCUGUUCACUUGUCAGUACAGUUCAUUCUAACAUGAUUAGAGUACUUUUAUGUCCCAAAACUCUAAAAUUUUCGCGCUCGCUACGCUCGCGGCUGUUCGCUUGUCAGUACCGUUCAUUCUAACAUGAUUAGAGUACUUUUAUGUCCCAAAACUCAACAAUUUUCGCGCUCGCUACGCUCGCGGCUGUUCGCUUGUCAGUACCGUUCAUUCUAACAUGAUGAGAGUACUUUUAUGUCCCAAAACUCAAAAAUUUUUGCGCUCGCUACGCUCGCGGCUGCUUUAUUUUCCACUUCUUUUAUUUUUUUCAUCCUUUUUUAGCCGAACCUAGAAGGUAGCGCCGCUUGUAAGUCCUUUUAUUAACAAGAAAAUAACUCCUAGCUCACAACAGACUUUUCACGUAGGACAAAGGGCCUCGCAUAGACCUGCCGCACGUAGCCUCGCAAUGGCUAGGGCCGCCGCUGCCCAGAUUUUAGACCAUGAUCAAAAAUAUUUAGACCAUUUCAAAUACGAUCGUUAUUUUCAGUUGAAACAGUAAGUGUGACCAGUAUUUAGCUUAUAUUGGUCACACUUGCUUAUCUUCGAAAAUGGACCUUAGUUGUGCUUAUGUGACCAAAGAACCCGUUUCUAAGAUUUUGGACUAUCUUUUAUAGGAUAGUAGAACUGUUUUCAAGUACCUAAUGUUCAAGUGUUAGACAGUGUUUUAAUUGAGGUAUAACUGUUAAUAAAGUUUUGAGCUCUCUACUCGCAACUGUUUUGUCCGUUAGAGCACGUAGGUAUCUUCAGCACAAAUAAUUUCCGUACAAGACUGGAUGUGUUUGAUCAUUUGUUUGUUGGCGCAUUAGAUUAGCUUCGUAUAAUAGUAAUUGUGAUAAUUAUCUUAAGUAAAUUAAGUUGGUUUUAGAGUUAAUUUAUUCAAAAUAAAUUGGUGAAAAUGUG